CACAUUUACACAGUAGCAAGGGGAUUUGUCUAUUGGAACCCUAUUAUACAUCAAGUGGACCUAGUAAUUUCUUCCUCUCCUCAUGCCACCUAACUUACUAUACGCUAUCAUUUAUUUAGAGAUUAGCUUUAGCACCCUUCCCGUUAUAGAUCGUUUACUAAUUCCCGCUAUUACAGAUUCCCCUAUUAUCACUCAAUACCCAAGUAACAAUGUCUAAACUAUUCAUCGGCGGCCUCGCAUGGCACACAGAAGAUGCCACUUUAAGACAGAAGUUUGAAGAAUUCGGCCCCGUGGAGGAAGCGGUUGUCGUCAAAGACCGAGACACUGGCCGAAGCAGAGGAUUCGGGUUCGUCCGAUACGUGAACGAAAAUGACGCCCAGAAAGCGAUUUCCGGCAUGAACAACGUCGAAUUUGACGGACGAGCUAUCCGCGUCGACAGGGCAUCUGACACUGGCCCUCGCGGCGGUGGCGGACGAGGUGGCCCGUAUGCUCCAAGGGGUGGAUACGGACAACAACCCCAGAUGCCGUAUGCUGCCGGUCAGCCAGUUGCAUAUGGGAUGCCGAACCAAAUGAUGUACCCACCUGCUUAUGGGCGUGGAGGCUACCCACCACAGCCGGCUUACGGAACCCCCCCGCCACAAGGAUACGCACCGUAUGGUUAUCCAGACCAGCAACAAGGCCAACAAGGCCAACACCAACACCAACAACAGCCACCUCAGGGGCAGCCGCCAUACGGACAGUAAGAGCCCGGCAGACGAGACAUCAGUCAACGAGAGCUCUACAGUGAAUUUUGAUCUUCUUCUAACAGGGCAGUAGCUUGAACAGCAACCUCCCAACCGAUACAAUCGAUACUUGGAGGCCUGGCUUCCCUACAACACUUCAACGCUCAUUACUUUCAACGUCAUAAAAUCGAUCAUUUACCAUC
Molecule: messenger RNA, 925 nt
Organism: Annulohypoxylon truncatum
Lineage: Eukaryota; Fungi; Ascomycota; Sordariomycetes; Xylariales; Hypoxylaceae
Product: RNA recognition domain-containing protein
Exons: 5
Coding region: 210-743 (177 amino acids)
Molecular function (GO): RNA binding
Source: RefSeq, a predicted model, not a curated record